Gongylonema pulchrum is the source of this 342-nucleotide messenger RNA. The record is from the annotation of a GenBank genome assembly. NCBI's taxonomy places the organism in Eukaryota, Metazoa, Nematoda, Chromadorea, Rhabditida, Gongylonematidae.
AUGAUUUUAGUGGGUAAACUGAGUAGUAGUGGAGUUGAGGGAGCACCCGCUCAAAGUGAAAUUGGACAGCAGGAAAAGAAACCGCGCAAGUCACGGUGGAGCACCAAUAAAUCGUUUGUGCCGGGCAUGCCGACAAUACUGCCGUCGAAUUUGAGUGACGAUCAGCGACAAGCUUAUUUGCUUCAACUGGAAGUGGAAGAUGCAACGCGGAAGUUACGUCUUGGCGAUUUUAUGGGCAAUCCGGAUCCAGCUUUAAGGUUUAUCAAUAAACGAGCGCCUUUUUUGCUAGGUGUUACGAGCAGUGAUAGAUUUUCUAGCUUAAAUACACAGUUAUGGUUAUGA